AAUUUUAUUGCAGUGGAGUGUAAACGAAUGUAAAAUGUAAGGCAAGUGUUGUUUAAGAUUGGGUUUUCGGUUCUUCUUUGCCCAACCCAAGACAUUCCUAGUCAAAAUACAUUCAUUCGUUUGUUUGUUUGUUGGUAUCGUCUGCUUCGGUAUAUAGAAGAAACACGUGAACAUAUAUACGAAAUGGAUGAAUUGUAUCAUUUGAUGACCCAGAAACAACUAUUUAUCAACUACAGUCAACCGGAAAUCAAAGACAUAACUACAGCGGUUAAUAUAUUGCUAACAAGGCUUAUUGGCUGCUUUAACAGUCGAAAUGAUCGCUUUUUCAUCACUAAAUUCGUACCAGGAGGAAGUAUGGUGGAACAAACCAGGAUUUGGGAGAAUCAGCAGGAUCCAAUGAUAGAGUUUGAUUUCCUUGUCUUACUACAAUAUCGAUACGAAGCCCAACACAUCGGUUACGGCUGCCCGGGUCACCUUAAGGUCUUAAAUUUCGAAACAGUUAGAGACACUGACGGACGGCAUCUGAUGAGAGAAGAAGAACUUAGGCCAAAUGAUGUUGUUCAAGAGCAUAACAUGACGAUAUUAAAUAUUCUUGAAGAGAAAUGCAAAGGUUGUAGGACUUGUGAUGUGGCAUGCGUCAACCACAAUGCUUCUAUUCCGUGCACAAUGUUUCAAGUAGAAACAGAAUCUGGUCGGUUAGAGUUGAUUGGACUGGAGGAUGAAUCGAAAGGCUUCUUAAAGCCUAUUGUCAUGCAAUGGCAUAGUCAUGUUAAAACAUUGAUAAGGCCAAAGAUUUCUAAGGAAAUCGAUAUUGUCCAAACAAUUCCAAAUGUUAUCAAAAUAAUGGCUGACUUUGUUCCAGGAUUUCAGUUUUCGCGAUUAAGAAUACAAGAACUGUUUCAUUGCAACUUUCCAAAUUUCCCGAAAGAUAUUGAAGAACCUGACCAUUUUUACGUGGUGCCCAAACUAUGCCCUAAAACUCAUCCAACGUGUUGGAGGAUUUCUUACUGCACGAGUGAAGUACAAUCAAUGAUUUCAACACCACAGAAGCACAGAGAUGCUUACAAAAUGAUAAAGGUUUUCAAACAUUAUGCUUUAGAAAAUACAAUACUGUCUACAUACUUUAUGAAAUCAGUCGUACUACGUCAUAUUGACAAAUGUGAAGAUGGCGGCCUGGAAAUGCAGCCAUGUUUGGUAGAAAUGCUUGAAUAUACGCUCAAAUGUUUUCAAGAAAGAGAAUUGCCUCAUUUCGUGUUGGGACAUGAUCUGUUUGAGAACAGAGUGUUCUUUCAAAAUACCAAACAGGAAGAGGUAUUUCUAAAGAAUUUAGAAAAACUGAUCCGUAAGUUGAGAAAAGAUCGGUUUAAGAAAAUGUUAACGGUAGACGGAAAGAACGAAAAUAAAUCAUUACAAAUAAAACACGUGCUGCAGAUCAUUGCAAAACUGCUGACAAACCAUAGACAAUUCUAACGAGGCACUAGUAGUUCUUUCUAGGAGACAGUUGAGAUGAUGCGGAGCCUCCAUGGCCGAGUGGUUACGGUCGCUGACUUAAAAUCACUUGCCCCUCAUCGGUGUGGGUUCGAGCUUCACUCUUCAUGUGGGGAAGGUCGGUGGUUCUACCCAGGUGCCCGCUCGUGAUGAAAAAGUGCACGGAGGGGCACCUGGGGUCUUCCUCCACAAUCAAAGCUGGAAAGUCGCCAUAUGACCUAUAAUUGUGUCGGUGUUACGUUAAACACAACAAAAUAAAUACAUGAGAUGAUGUAGUGCAAACUUGGAGAUACCGACAUUCAAGGAAAACAACCUUCUAAAUAGUAAAGAAUAAUAACAUUUUCCAUCAAAGCAUGAAAAAAAACAGUAAUAAUCUGUGCUUAGUUGUGUUGAGUAGCAAUACAAAAUACAAAAAACUUGUUGCAUUGAGUAACAAUACAAUACUUGAACAAAUUUAACACGGAAAUACAUCAUUUUAUAAUGUUAUCAUGGUUUGUCAUCAGAUAAAUAUUCUUCCAUCUUUGGAAAUGAAAAAAAAAUAAUCUAAAACA
Messenger RNA from Mercenaria mercenaria, 2039 nucleotides. RefSeq lists its product as uncharacterized. The record is from RefSeq and is a predicted model, not a curated record. Bases 184 to 1470 code for a protein of 428 amino acids. Lineage: Eukaryota; Metazoa; Mollusca; Bivalvia; Venerida; Veneridae. The transcript has 2 exons.